Messenger RNA from Acanthopagrus latus (yellowfin seabream), 3166 nucleotides. RefSeq names its product dorsal inhibitory axon guidance protein (gene draxin). NCBI's taxonomy places the organism in Eukaryota, Metazoa, Chordata, Actinopteri, Spariformes, Sparidae. The coding region runs from base 343 to 1470 and encodes 375 amino acids. Gene Ontology annotation, biological process: axon guidance; Wnt signaling pathway. Gene Ontology annotation, cellular component: extracellular region. The transcript has 7 exons. The record is from RefSeq and is a predicted model, not a curated record.
CACACACACACACAUUCCUGUCUCUCACGCGCCUGGACUUGCCCCCUCCAAAGUCAGCCCGAGCCCGUGACGUGGACGCGCACUCGGGAGCGCGCUCCUCGGAGCCGGUGGUGGCUCCUCUCCUCUUAAGAAGCAGGAGUCGGUCCGGAUGCUCGGCACAUCCCGGGGCGGACUGCUGAGGUGUGUCGGUCCUGUCCGCUGUCAGCCUGCAGCCUGAUGACCGAGCUGCUGCUCAGCCCGUAAACAACCACAGAGGGGGAAAAACAACAACAACUACAAAACAACAAACAAACAAACAAGCAAACCGACAAACGCGGCAGGUGGAGUUGUGCUUGACAGACAAUGGCGCUCUCCUGGAGUCUUCUGCUGGCGUUCCUGUUUGCCGCCCUGGUCGUGUCACACAGCGCCGAGCCCGGAGCCCCUCACGGCAAGAGGAGACAGGCGCAGACCUCAGCAGGCGGCAGCAACACCCUGCAGCACCCUCUGCAGGGCCUCCAGGGCCACCGCUACAGCAGGGAGCGCGGAGGCCACGGGGGCCAGGGUGCCCGCGGCGCCAAAGGAGGAGCCGGGCUGCUCUCCCACAGGCCCCUGCACCCUCUGGCCAGGCCUGAGGACGAUGGGACGGGCCUGGAGAGUUUGAGCCCGGUGAGACUGGAGAUGGGCCCGGGCAGGGACAGAGACAGACCUCGAAUGAGUAUGAAAAGUCCACAGCAGGCCCGGGACAACGACCUUCUGGGGACGCGCAAAGGGAGAGGGCACGGACACCACUUCGAGCACAGGAGACAAGGGAGUCGGCACGAAAAGGGGCGGCAUGGAAAAGGGUUUCUCCCUGAACCCGAGCUCAGCUCUGCAUUUAGGGACAGAGAUCUGUUCGACGAGUCUCCCUCCUCCUCCUCCUCCUCCUCCUCUUCCGCCUCCCCCUCCUUCAGCGUGACCCCGCCCAGUGAAGCCCCCUCCCCCAUCGCUGCCGUCUUUGGCUCCGGCUCCUCCAUGGUUACCACGGUGAUGAACGAGCAUCCCCCAACGCUGCCCCCGGCCUCCACCAAACCCCAGAGGUCUGGAAGAGGGAAAGGACAAGGGGAGGUGAUGCCAACGUUGGACAUGGCGCUCUUUGAUUGGACAGACUACGAGGACAUGAAGCCCGUGGACAGCUGGCCGUCGUCCAGGAAGAAAGACAAGAGGCGGAGCAAGAACCUCAGCAGUGGAAACGUGACCGUGGACGCCGACGCCAUCGAGCCGUGCGACCACCACCUGGACUGUCUCCCAGGUUCUUGCUGUGAUCUGAGACAACACGAGUGCAAACCUCACAACAGAGGCCUCAACAACAAAUGCUACGAUGACUGCAUGUGUGAGGAAGGGUUUCGGUGUUACGCUAAAUUCCACCGGAAGCGACGUGUGACCAGGCGGAGGGGUCGCUGCGUGGUACCAGAGUCAGUCAGCAGUGAUCAGGGAGGCUUCAUCACUAUCUGAGAAGGAGGAAGAGGAGGACAAGAUGGAGGAAGACGAACAGGAAAAAUGACCCCAUGAUGACAGAAUAGAUAUUAUCAGCCAAGACAUCACACGACACCAGUAACAGAUCAGGUGCUGAAAGGUGGAGACUUGCUGGUUUUAAAAUCCAUCCUACGAUGUAAAUAACAGCAUCUUGUCUGUGAAAACAAACUUACAAGGUGACUUGUUCAAAUGUUGCAUCGUUGGAUGAGCCACAUCUUCGAAAAUACAGCAGCUCAACAUCUUUUAAGCGCUUACUAGGUUCAGUUAAAAUCCAUACAUCCGUUUUAAUUCCGUUUUUGUAACUCCGGCAUCACUACAGAACCGUUUUUAAAGAAAACGUGACGAGGGGUCAAUCCACAAUGCCCUAUUUUCUAGAAAAAGAGCUUUUUUUUGUUGUGACUUUGCCGACGACUGUGGAGGACUGAAAGAGCCAAAAUCAAAAAUAAAAUAAAUGAACGAAUUAUGAGUCAGUAAAUAAAUUAAUAUGCCCUCAAAUGCACCAAACACAAUAUUAAAAAUAAAUGUACGCAUUAAUUAAGUUAUAAAAUGUUACGUACAUUUAUAUUUCUAUUUGAUUCAACCCGCCCAGGAGAUUAUGCUUUCACACGUUUCCAUUUGCUUGUUUAUCGGCUGGUUUGUGAGCAGGAUUACACAAAAACUACUGAACGGAUUUCCACGAAAGUUUGAUCGAAGAAGAGUCUCGGCCGAGAACAGAUCCCGAAAACUCCUGUUGUGGAUCUGGAUGAAGGGACGGAUCCAGGGAUGUUGUUCUUUCUUUAACAUUGCGCGACAGGAUGUUUUUCAGUAUUUUUUGUUAACUUCUUGGGGAAUAAUACAUUGAUCUUGAUGAAAAAGCUGGUUUAUUUCUGUUACUGGUAUCUAUCUUUGAAUAAAAAAGGGCACUGUUUGGCCUUGGCUAUUUAUUUACCUUUACCUUACUGCUAAAUUAAAACAGAAUAAUAGUUCAUGUCACAUUUUAUAAUUUAAAUAACGUACUUAAGUUCUUUUAUUACUAUUUUUGGUGCAUUCAUCUAUAUUGACGUAUUUAUUCUUUUUAAUUUUGGCAGUUUCAUUCCUCCACAGCUGACAUGACUGAGUGACAUUUUUAAACUUCUCAUUGUUCAUGUGUUUACGUUUACCACCAACAUGGCGGCUGUUGAUUAUUUGGUUUCAUUUUUUUUUAACGAGUUGUGUAAAAAGAAAAACCCUCUUUCUGACGACGUCUCUCACAGUUUUUUUUUUCCCUCCCUGCAUCUGAUCGUCUCCGUCUCUGCCGAUCUGAGUCAAACAAUGUUUACAAAUCGUUUUUAAGUUUUGAAUUACUGCUCUGCGUCCCUGAUGGGAGGCUUCAGGAUCACGCGAACUUCACUUAAGAGUUUCUUUGUGAGUUCUCCGCUACAUUUUAUUCCUAAAAAUCAUUUGUAAAUGCUUUUUGAACCCAGUCUGCUGUCCUGUAUUGUAAAUAUGAGUGUGUUUACGUUGCCAACGACUUUUUGUUAAAUUGACUCCACUUCUCUUGUAUUUAACAGUAGAGUGAUAAACAAAGAUGCUUGUCUGACAUCUCUUUUACAUGUCUUAAUAUAUGUUUUAUUUAUACUGUACUUAAAAACACGUUUGUCUAUAUAUUGUGUUUUUCUGUUUUUGUUUUCAUGAUUAAACACUUACUAGGAUGUUG